GCCCCGAUAGGUGCCCCUCAUUAUGCCUGUUCAAAAUUAAAGUUCCUUCUCUGUUGUGGGAGCACCCCGUCUUCAUUCUGUCGCCAGUUUUUUGUUGUUUUAUACGGAAUAUAUUGGGUUUACAAAUAAAGACAUCAAAUGUGAAGAUGAGUGUGGAAGUGGAAAGAAAAUUUUUAUGCAGUGAAGACACCUUAAAAAUACUUCAGAAGAUUGGAGAUUGUCUUGGCCAGCGUCAGUUUCAUGACCAAUAUUUUGACUCUCCUGGGUUUGAGCUCACUUUGAGAGACUUCUGGCUGCGCAAACGGAAAGGAUGCUGGGAGUUGAAGUGCCCGGUCUCAACAGUCAACAGGACAGGAGAGCUGAAGGAAGAGCAAUCUCUGGCUGCAAAGCUGUGUACUCAUUACAAGGAGAUAACUAAUCUGCCUGAAAUUCAGCAGAGAGUGAAGGAGGUCAUAGAAGGCCCAUGUGGAGACCCAGACACAGAGACCACCCCCUCGCAGGAAGAUGAGCUGUGGCUGAGCAAACUCAAUCUGGUGUGCUUUGCAGAGUUUACAACAGUGCGCCGGUCAUUCACUUUAGAGGAGGGGGUGCAGAUAGAUCUGGACCAGGCUGACUUUGGUUAUCACGUGGGAGAGAUAGAGGUCCUCAUACCAGAGGGAGGAGAUGUGCAUUCUGCUCAAGAGAAGAUCAGAGAUGCCGCUCAAAAACUGGGUGAGCUCAAAGCCUGUAAAUGGACCCUGACUGCGGUUAUCUGUGAUAUGAUGUUCUCCAAACUAGUGACUUUUUUCUUCUUUUUUUUUGCAGGCCUUAGUGGAGAUGAGCGAGUGGAAGGGAAAAUGAAUGUUUAUCUUAAAAGAUAUCAUCCAGAGCACUACGCAAAGCUACUGAGUGCACAUGUUUUGUAGAACAUUAUGCACUAAAUAAUUAUUAGCUAUCAUUAAAACUGUAAAAUUCAUGUUUUAUUAAUGAAACAACCUACAAUAAUUGUAUCAAAAAGAUGUUGCUUUAGCUGGAAAGAAUGUGUUAAUCUGAUAUAAUGAUAGCUCAGGAAAUAGAGCUUAUUUAUUAUCACCGUUUAGCUCUUUGUUUCUCUUACUUUGCACUACUGGGUAGUCACUUUAAGAUGGAAACAAUAUAUUUGAAAUAUUCUAAUAAACUAUUUAAAAAUGUCA
Molecule: messenger RNA, 1172 nt
Organism: Oryzias melastigma (Indian medaka)
Lineage: Eukaryota; Metazoa; Chordata; Actinopteri; Beloniformes; Adrianichthyidae
Gene: thtpa
Product: thiamine triphosphatase
Exons: 3
Coding region: 147-905 (252 amino acids)
Biological process (GO): thiamine metabolic process; thiamine diphosphate metabolic process; dephosphorylation
Molecular function (GO): thiamine triphosphate phosphatase activity; magnesium ion binding
Source: RefSeq, a predicted model, not a curated record